Molecule: messenger RNA, 1245 nt
Organism: Aspergillus lentulus
Lineage: Eukaryota; Fungi; Ascomycota; Eurotiomycetes; Eurotiales; Aspergillaceae
Gene: cwc2
Product: active spliceosome conformation promoter CWC2
Cellular component (GO): U2-type catalytic step 2 spliceosome; Prp19 complex; U2-type catalytic step 1 spliceosome
Molecular function (GO): metal ion binding; U6 snRNA binding; pre-mRNA binding
Source: RefSeq, a predicted model, not a curated record
AUGGCGGACACAGCCGUCGUUGACCCUCCACAUGCCACAGAGCCAACACCUCUACCAACAGAAUCCACCGAGCCCAGCAGCCUCACUCCCAGCGACGAAAAUGCUCUCACCCAACCCUCAGAAACCGCCGUCGCGGCCACCACAGACGCCGAUGGCACACAAAAAAAGACAAAGAAGAUAAUCAGGCGAAAACGACGACCCGCCCGGCCACAGGUCGACCCUGCAACCCUGAAAUCCGAGCCGCCCCCGCAGACAGGCACUGUCUUCAACAUCUGGUACAACAAGUGGUCCGGCGGCGACCGCGAGGACAAGUAUCUCUCGAAGCAUGCCGCGCCGUCCCGCUGCAACAUCGCCAAGGACAGCGGGUACACACGCGCAGACAAGGUCCCAGGCUCAUACUUCUGCCUGUUCUUCGCGCGCGGCGUCUGCCCCAAAGGCCACGAGUGCGAGUACCUCCACCGCCUGCCAACCCUGCACGACCUCUUCAACCCCAACGUGGACUGUUUCGGCCGGGACAAGUUCAGCGACUACCGCGACGACAUGGGCGGUGUGGGCUCGUUCACGCGCCAGAACCGCACGCUGUAUGUUGGGCGGAUCCAUGUGACGGAUGAUAUCGAGGAGGUGGUGUCGCGCCAUUUCGCGGAAUGGGGCCAGAUCGACCGCAUCCGGGUGCUGACCUCGCGCGGGGUGGCGUUCGUCACGUAUACGAAUGAAGCGAAUGCGCAGUUCGCCAAGGAGGCCAUGGCGCACCAGAGUCUGGAUCAUAAUGAGAUUCUGAAUGUGCGCUGGGCGACGGUUGAUCCGAACCCGUUGGCGCAGAAGCGGGAGGCGAGGCGCUUGGAGGAGCAGGCGGCCGAGGCGGUACGGAGGGCGCUGCCCGCUGAGUUUGUUGCGGAGCUGGAGGGUCGGGAUCCGGAGGCACGGAAGAAGAAGAAGAUCGAGGGCAGCUUUGGGCUGGAAGGGUAUGAGGCUCCGGAUGAUGUGUGGUAUGCUCGGACGAAGGAGUUGGAGGAUGCAGGCAGGGCCGGCCAGCUCGAGGCUCCAGAGCAGCACUUGAUGAUCGAAGCGGCAUCCUCGUCUUCUUCCGCAGCUCUUCCGUCACAAUCGGAAAACAGUGGUAUCUUUUCAAGCUCAACUGUGGCAGCACUAAGGGGAUUGGCCGGCGGCAAUGUGACGACGCAAAAAGCCCCGGCGAAUUCUGGCGGUCCUCUUGUGGCUUACGGAAGUGAUGAUGAUAGUGAUUGA